This is a messenger RNA of Tribolium castaneum (red flour beetle), 608 nucleotides long. RefSeq lists its product as uncharacterized. Lineage: Eukaryota; Metazoa; Arthropoda; Insecta; Coleoptera; Tenebrionidae. The transcript is spliced from 3 exons. The coding region runs from base 42 to 527 and encodes 161 amino acids. The record is from RefSeq and is a predicted model, not a curated record.
AAAGCACCAAAUCGCAUUAAUUUGUGCCCAGUUUUAUCACAAUGGCGCUCAAAUUAUUAUUUCUUGUGGCGAUUUGUUUAACGCGAACGGUUUUGUGUGAAAAUAGCACCGAAAAUUUUAAUGAAACAGAAACGGCACCACAGGACUUAUAUGUCAUAAAAACAGUUGUUUAUGAAGUUGGGAUUCUCACAGAUGCUGGAAACGAUACAAAUACGAACGACACACACGAACAAGUCGAUGUUUCGUUUUUCGAUCCGUCCCAAAACGGAACUAUUGACCUCUCAAAUAUUCCGCUUCCGAUUCAAACAAAUGUGAGUGGUGUUUCCGUUACUGGCCUUCUUCCUGCUGCAAAUUUAGCCGCAAUUUUGGUUCCGCCCAGCGAUGGUUUGCCCGUUUUGCCCAAAAAACAGGUCACUGUGACGCAAAAUAUCAGCACGAAUAAUCCGGAUAAAGGAUCGGAGAUUAUUUCGAAUUUGCCCAAACUUUUGGGUUUGACGAAGAAAAAUGAGUCGGAGACGAGAGAUUAGAGAAUUGUGUGAUGUGUGAUUAUUUAUUAAAGAUGGAAUAAUUAAGUUGGUGAUUAAUAAAGUUUAAUGAUUUUAAAAGAA